AUCGUCUUGCACCCGAACCACAACCAUCGACAUGCAUCCUUUUGGUGGAACUCCCCUUUGCCCUAGAUGCAACAAAGCUGUAUACGCUGCUGAGCAGGUCAUGGGGCCUGGUCGAAAACUCUAUCAUAAGCCUUGCUUGGCAUGUACAUCGUGUAACAAGAGACUCGACUCUUACACAUUACUCGAGCAUGACGAACAGCCUUACUGUAAGACCUGUCACGUCAAGAAUUUUGGUACAAGGGACCUUCGCCAGGCCAACCUACCGCAGGCUUUCCGGUCUGGAAGCGUUUCCCCUCCCCCCAAUUUACGAUCGCCGACUAGAGACACCUUUUCACUCGAUUCCAAUCGUUUUGCAACCUUACCAACUCAACCAGAACAACUCGAUGACACGGAGGCAGAAGCCCGAGAUACGCUCACUGAAAAACUCCCGUCGCCUGGAUCCCGUACAAUGACUUUUGAAAGUUCUCUUUCUCGUACUCCUGUGACACUUGGUCGAAGCAGCAGCGAUAUCCCACGUUCCAUGGUCAAUGCCAUGAGCAAGCCUUUGACUCAGACGAUGACUGGUACUCGGUAUGGUGUAGCUUUGGGUGGUACCCUACCGACCAAUACUACUGGCAUGUCCCCUAGGAAAUGGGGUGGCAACACGGUAAGCUGCCCAAAGUGUGGGAAAAGCGUCUACUUUGCGGAGCAGGUCAAAGCUAUUGGUAAAACGUGGCAUAAGAAUUGUCUAAGGUGUACGGAGUGCAACACUCUUCUUGAUUCCAGUCGUUUGCGAGAUCAUGACGGUACCCCCUUCUGUUCGCGUUGCUAUAACAAACUUCAUGGACCGGCUGGCAACGGAUACGCUCUACUUGGGAAAGCCGGAGGGUAAGACAGCCUCUAACAGCCUCCCCUUCUAUUCCUAUUGCGCUACAAUUCUUUUCUAUCUUCCCGAACUUAUCUUCCCUCCCGCGGACAUCUGAUGACAUUACGACCUUUCAUGUAUGUUAUAAUCGCUUGAGUGUAUCAACUAUCGUCACGACUUGUAUCCCUUGCUUUUACUAUGGUUUAAAUAAUUCAUCUUGUCUCUGGCU
Molecule: messenger RNA, 1073 nt
Organism: Marasmius oreades (fairy-ring Marasmius)
Lineage: Eukaryota; Fungi; Basidiomycota; Agaricomycetes; Agaricales; Marasmiaceae
Exons: 8
Coding region: 32-871 (279 amino acids)
Biological process (GO): actin cytoskeleton organization
Cellular component (GO): cytoplasm
Source: RefSeq, a predicted model, not a curated record